This is a messenger RNA of Mastomys coucha (southern multimammate mouse), 1307 nucleotides long. It is a transcript of the gene Ca4, whose product is annotated as carbonic anhydrase 4. Gene Ontology annotation, cellular component: plasma membrane. The record is from RefSeq and is a predicted model, not a curated record. The transcript is spliced from 8 exons. Lineage: Eukaryota; Metazoa; Chordata; Mammalia; Rodentia; Muridae. The coding region runs from base 134 to 1066 and encodes 310 amino acids. Gene Ontology annotation, molecular function: carbonate dehydratase activity; zinc ion binding.
CCCACGUCCUGCCGUCCGGGCUCCCUUAGGUCGUGGCUCUGCUAUAAAGCCUCCACCAGCAUGCUCGUGACACCUCCGGUGGCUUCGUUGGUGCUUGUUCCUAGACUGGGCAGCGUCUUUUCCCUCAAGCACCAUGCAGCUCCUUCUUGCCCUGCUGGUGCUGGCUUACGUGGCACCUUCUACUGAAGACUCAGCCUGGUGCUAUGAGAUUCAAACCAAGGAUCCCAACAGCCAUUGCUUGGGGCCUAAGGAGUGGCCUGGAGAUUGUAAGGGGGGCGAGCAGUCCCCCAUCAACAUCGUCAUUUCGAAGGCAAAGGUGAACCCCAGACUGACACCCAUCGUCUUCGUUGGCUAUGACCAAAAGAAGCAGUGGCUAAUUAGGAACAAUCAACACUCAGUGGAGAUGUCGCUGGGAGGAGGCAUUUCCAUUACUGGAGGAGACCUGCCCGCCCAGUACGAGGCCACACAGUUGCACCUGCACUGGUCAGAGGAGAAGAACAAGGGUUCAGAGCACAGCAUUGAUGGGAAACACUUUGCCAUGGAGAUGCACAUCGUGCACAAGAAGGUGACAUCAUCAUCAUCUAGCAACAAGGAGCAGGACUCGAGAGACAAGAUUGCAGUGCUAGCAUUCAUGGUUGAGAUAGGAGAGAAGAAGAAUGAGGGCUUCCAGCCCUUGGUGGAAACCCUAUCCAGUAUCUCCAAACCCAAUGCAACCACUACUGUGAGGGAGAGCAGCCUGCAGGACUUGCUUCCUCCAAGCGAGAAACUGCAUAGCUACUUCCGUUACCAGGGCUCGCUAACCACACCAAACUGUGAUGAGACUGUCAUCUGGACUGUGUACAAGGAAACCAUUAAGAUCCACAAAGACCAGUUCCUGGAAUUCUCAAAAAAGCUGUACUAUGACAAAGAUCAGAAGUUGAACAUGAAGGACAACGUGAGGCCCCUGCAGCCGCUGGGGAAACGCCUGGUGUUGAGGUCCCAUGCCACAAGACAGCUGCUGUCUUUGCCCCUACCUACUCUGUUGGUCCCUACACUCGCCUGCCUGGUGGCCAGCUUCCUCCAGUGAUGGCCCACUUCUGGAUAUCUCUGACCUCAGCCUUUCGAAGAUAUGGCUUAUCUUUCUUAAUCUUUCCAGGUUGAACUUUGGGGACUAUUAAAAUAUGAGGACCUGGCUGUGGUGUGCACACUUUUAAUCCCAGCCCUGGGGGAAAGGGGAUCAGAGACAUGUGGAUCUCUGACCUCCCCCUACCCACCCGAUUAAUUGAAAUAAAAUAUGGAUAUGUUUUUUUUAGAAAAACCCUUUGCAA